AUGCUGCAGAUUGGGCGCACGCACGGCAGUCUGGCCCGUAGCCAGGUCGAGGGCAGCAUCGCCUUCUAUGCCAUGCUCUUCAAGGAAACGGCCAAGCUCGACUGGCCGCAGGUGCGCUCGACGGCGCUCGAGUUCGAAGCAAUGGUGCUCCGCAAAUGGCCGGCCUAUCUCGAGGAAAUGCGCGGCAUCGCGGACGGGGCGGGGGUCGAGCUGGCCGACGUGCUCGCGCUGAACGUGCGCACCGAGAUCGCCUUCGGGCUGUUCACUGACGGCUGCACCAUGCUGGCCUGGCACUCGCCCCAAACCGCCAUCAUCGCCCAGAACUGGGACUGGCGGCCCGAGCAGCGCCCCAACCUGAUCGCCCUCAGCAUCGCGGCCAACGCCGCCAGCAGCCUGCCCGCCAUCAAGAUGGUCACCGAGGCGGGCAUCAUCGGCAAGAUCGGCAUCAACAGCGCAGGCGUGGGCUGCACGCUCAACGCCAUCCGCGCCGUGGGCAUGGACCCAACGCGCAUGCCGUGCCACCUCGCGCUGCGCUGCGUGCUCGAGUCGCCGUCACGCGACCAGGCGGUGCAGGCGCUGGACCGGCACGGCGUGGCGUCGUCGUGCACCAUCAGCGUUGCGGAUGCCGACUCGCCCGCCGUCUGCCUCGAGUGGAGCGCGACCGACGUGCAGAAGCUGUUCGCCGCAGAAGAGGGAGCAGCCCAGCCGCGCCGCAUCUACCACAGCAACCACUACCUCGUCGACCACCCCGCCGUCAAGGACACGGUCUACCUGCCCGACAGCAUCCCGCGCGUGCGCCGCAUCCGCCAGCUGAGCGAGGCCCUGCCCGGCGCCGACGCGUCGGUCGAAGAGGUGCGCGGCCUCUUCAAGGACGAGCAAGGCUUCCCCACGAGCAUCAACCGCAAGGCCGUCGCCGCAAAGGCGUCCGAGUCGCUGUUCAACAUCGUCUGCGACCUCAAGGCCAGGAAGGCCCAUGUCACCGAAGGCCGCCCGACCGAGGCGGGAGAGAGCUUCACCAUGGAGCUUUGA
This is a messenger RNA of Diplodia corticola, 1029 nucleotides long. Its product is annotated as isopenicillin n acyltransferase. The coding region runs from base 1 to 1029 and encodes 342 amino acids. The transcript is spliced from 2 exons. Lineage: Eukaryota; Fungi; Ascomycota; Dothideomycetes; Botryosphaeriales; Botryosphaeriaceae. The record is from RefSeq and is a predicted model, not a curated record.